AUGGGGCUCAGGAUCGGAUUUCGAAGCAGCCUGUGGCGGAGGCCUAUGGGGAACCAGUUUGCGGCCGACGCCCGUUCGUGGAAGCCGUCCUUCGCCCCGAGCCGUCCGGUGCACGAGAUUAGCUUCGCGGCGGUCACAAAAAAGCGACGCACUAAUAGCGGGAGCGUAGCCGUGAAGGCGUUCGCGCCUCCGCCUCGUUCGGAACAUCGACGCCGAUCGAUCGAACAUGCGUCGAAAGUCGCCAGAUUCGUUACAAACACGCGAGCACGGGAAGUUUUUAGCCGUGCGCCACGCAACGGCCUCGGCUGUUGCACGAACGGGCAGGUGGGUGCCCUCAUCGAUCGCGAGCGGUCGGUGAACGCACCCCAAACUUCGGACGCCGCACCCGGGCGACGCUCCGAUGUUACGCAUCGCAACACCCCUCUUCUGCCGAACACACAG
This is a messenger RNA of Iphiclides podalirius (scarce swallowtail), 441 nucleotides long. The record is from the annotation of a GenBank genome assembly. NCBI's taxonomy places the organism in Eukaryota, Metazoa, Arthropoda, Insecta, Lepidoptera, Papilionidae.